Hyaloscypha bicolor E is the source of this 823-nucleotide messenger RNA. RefSeq lists its product as uncharacterized. Bases 212 to 745 code for a protein of 177 amino acids. NCBI's taxonomy places the organism in Eukaryota, Fungi, Ascomycota, Leotiomycetes, Helotiales, Hyaloscyphaceae. The record is from RefSeq and is a predicted model, not a curated record. The transcript has 4 exons.
AGGUGGAGAUAGGAAGUUAAAGUGGGAGUGGUGGGUUUGCUCUUGGGUGAUGAUGCAGCGAGCAGGGCGUUUCGAUGGGGUGCAGCGUGGCAUGGACCUGGGUCCCAACACUUUCUUAUAUUUGGACCGCCUCAUUCUCGUUCCUAAGUUUCCGGGCGAUUGAUGAUCAAUUGAUCUGCUGUGUUCUUGUCCAGUGUUGUAGUUGCACAGGAUGUCGAAGACCGGACCGAAGAAAUCCGCUAAGCCUGAAGAGAAGCUGAAGGCCAAAGAGGAGGAGAAGAAGAAAGGCGACGGGCAUGAAGAGGGGGAACAUAAGCCACAGACGGCUGAGCAAAAAUGGUCUGAUUGGAUAUGGGAUGAGGAGAUGAAGUUGUAUUAUCGCGCCAAGCUUGCAAAUGGCGUUGAAUGGAUAUACGACUAUGCCUGCCCUGAACUUCACCCUGCGACAAAGAAAGAGAAGGUUAAUAUAAUAUCCGAGAAAUUCGAGUUUCCGAAAGUGGAAGAGAAGAUUGUGUUUGUACAGCCGAAAUACAAGUUCGAGGUGCCAAGUGGGAGAGGCAGCGAGUAUUUGGUGUCAGUAUGUGAGGAAAUGCGUGCUGGGCCGGGCAUGAGAGGAGGAAGCGGCAAGCCGGCAGGAGGGAAUGCUGAAGAGAAGGCUGCAGAACCUGUGAAAGUUGAAGGUGAAGCAAAAGCUGGUGGAGAGGAGGAAGGAAAGAAGAAGAAUGUAGCUCGAGAACAACGUUGAAGAUGGUCGGAGUAGAGGCACAGUGACGAAACAGCCAGAAAAAGAAGGCAAAGUGAGGAGGAAGGAUCGAGAGAGACA